This is a messenger RNA of Homalodisca vitripennis (glassy-winged sharpshooter), 1389 nucleotides long. RefSeq lists its product as uncharacterized. Lineage: Eukaryota; Metazoa; Arthropoda; Insecta; Hemiptera; Cicadellidae. Bases 1 to 1389 code for a protein of 462 amino acids. The transcript is spliced from 2 exons. The record is from RefSeq and is a predicted model, not a curated record.
AUGAGAGGUGACCAGACCCCGGUGGCCACCAUUGCCAGACUGGAGGAGGAGACAGCUAAAAUUUUUUGCCAGUGGGCUCGCGCCAUGGCAAAAGUUGGACGCGGUCAGGACAUUCAUAGUCCCCCAGCUGGAUUUCAACCUCAGGACGGCGAGGAUCAAGAAGACCUCCCUGAAGGGGCUGGACUCCUUGAUGAGGGCGGAAGGCAAGAGGACACACUCGGCCUCCCCUCGCGAGCCAGCGUGGAGCUGGUCGAGCUCCCACCAUCGUGGGGCGGCGCGGGUUUGCUCCCUAUCGCCGAUCAAGCCGAUCUAGCCGCGGUAGGGCAUGCGUUCCGGCUCCUGACCUCACCUGACCCGAAGAUCUCCCGUCUUGCCCUGGAGGGCCUAGCCGUUUCUGCUGGGCAUCGCUCUGCUGCCCGGGUUGACGUUGGACUACUCGUCAACUACCUCAACGGGGACGUGGCGGGGAACUCCAACGUGACCACCACCUUCUCUGCGGCCCGGACGGCGAGAAACCGCCUCUCCAAGCGACUGCCCACGCUCCGGUGGGGGUGGAGUGAGGAGCGGCGUUCAUUCCAGCUCACGAUGCCUGGUGGGAGGCGGCCAAUCACCGUGGACGGGAGGAGCCGGAGGUCCUUGGCUUCGGCACUGCGACGUGCACUGCAGCUCCACGGCCGGGCUACCCUUGCCGCGAAGCCGGACCAAGGCAGGGUGGCUCGAGUCGUGACGACUUGCCCUACCUCCAAUCACAUGAUGCGCGGAGGCCGCCACACCCGAUUCGCCGACUGGAGGUUCAUUCACCGGGCCAGGCUCAACACCUUGCCACUGAACGGGUGUAGGAGGUGGGGCAAUGAAGACCGCCGCUGCAGAAGAUGUGGUAGAUUUGAUGAGACGACUGCCCACGUGUUAUGCCAUUGCCUUCCUAUGAUGCCUGUCAUAACGAGACGACACGACGCCAUCCUGGAACUUCUGACAUCGGAGAUCUGUGGGCACCCUCAGGAGGAGACUCGUCUGGACAAGAGGGUGCCGUUCCAGGAGCUGGUGCCAGACGUGGAGGUCCCGGAGGAGGUGGCCAGUUGCCGACCGGACAUCGUGACGAUCGACCGGAGAAACAAGAUUUCGGUGACGACGGCCAGGGAGAGGAAGACGGAGAAGUACGCUCCUGUGGCGCGACUGCUCUCGGCUGGGGGCUACCGCACAACUGUAGACGCCUUCGUGGUGGGGUCCCUAGGCGCCUGGGAUUCCGCCAACUGGACCACCCUCAGCCGCCUGGGAGUUGACCGCCGCAGGGGUGCUGCCCUGGCCCGGCGCUGCGUCUCCGAGGCCAUCAGAUGGAGCCGGGAUAUCUACGUGGAGCAUGUGACAGGCAUCCGGCAGUACGUGGGUUAG